Messenger RNA from Exophiala mesophila, 1834 nucleotides. RefSeq lists its product as uncharacterized. The transcript has a single exon. The record is from RefSeq and is a predicted model, not a curated record. The coding region runs from base 168 to 1421 and encodes 417 amino acids. NCBI's taxonomy places the organism in Eukaryota, Fungi, Ascomycota, Eurotiomycetes, Chaetothyriales, Herpotrichiellaceae.
ACGAUGGCCAACGACCCAGGGACGCCGGAGACAACCCUUUGAUUCCACCAACUUCAUGUCCACUUACAACGAAAUGGUUAUGACCACGGUGCUACGAGAGUGAUGAACGGCACCGCCGUCACCGCUUCAUACCUAUUAGUAUCCCAUCUGACCCUGUUUGAACAACAAUGUCAGCGAUCGCAGUACCAAGACCAGAACCUGAUGACCCAGUCACUCUGAUCAACUGCGUCUACGCCAUCUCUGGAACGUAUGGACUACUCCCGCGACUGCUCUACUAUGUGACCCUUGCGUUUGCCAUCUUCGGCCGCAGCCGCGAAUGGCUCAUUAUCGGUGCGCUGGUCAGCGCAUUGACGUAUGCUGGAGGCGCGGCCAUUCACAUGAUGGCUCUGGUCACAAGCAAGAGUGGCGUGUACGAUUUGGACAUUGCCGCGGCUUGGGCGGUGCUGAGCACUGGCGCAUUGGGAUACAUCGGCAUGAUACAUUGGAGCUCCACUCUUCGCAACUCGAAUGCCAGAGUCAUAAUGAUAUGCUGGGGGGUUCUCGUGGGAAUCUCGCUGAUCUUCGGUCGCGCCGUCCUGUUCGACACGCCUCCAUCCGCUCCUGAGCCGGCCUGCUACUCUUCACUUGGUCAAUUGCUCGAAUAUCCUAUUCAACUGGCUAGUCGAGAGUUCAAUUGCACUUAUCAGUGCUUCUCCAUCUCCAAGCCGAUGCGACAUAUGUCUGAGACAAUCGCCAUUCCCGAACAGGUACUUGAAAACAGGUACUCGGGCCUGUUGGUUGCGCUGGUCGGGCCAAUUCAGUUCGCUGCCUAUGCCGGCCUCAGUCUCGAUGGGGUCGAGCACAGUCCCUCACAGUUGUGCCAACGUGCCGUCAUGAAACACCUCAUCCAUCCGGGACAUAAAGAGGAGUUCACCAAAAUUGUCUACAAGGCAUCAGUCGAGAGCUGGUACGGGGGUUACUUUGCCGUCCUCAGCUUCAUCCGUCGCUCCAAGUGGACUCCUGCCAAGGUUGUGAUCGUCUCGAUCUCCCUCCCUUGGUUAUUUAUCGGUUUGUUGAUUGAUAUUUUGUGUAUACCACUGAUGUUGGCCAACAUUGUCAUCAACGAGCUAGUUCUACAGACUGGUGGUUGGCCAGUCAACGAAUCGAACAAUAAUGCUGGCCAGUGGCUGCCUAUAGUCAACUCAGCACUGGUUCUUGUCGCCGCAUGUGUCAGCAAAUUCCUAGAACUAAGGGCGAGGUCAAAAAAUGCCAAGGUGUUGACCGCAGAAGAUUCCAAAGGUCAAACGACGACCUUGACGGCACACGACCUUGAGCUCGGUAUGGCAGAAGGGGAAGGUCAGGUAACCGGGGUGGUCAAGCCCGAAUUAGUCCAUGUUCCAACCUUACAGGAUAUGGAUUCUUUGAGAACGCACAAGACAUGAAUCGAUCAGUCGACCAAUUAUGAUAGAUAUGGAUGUUCAGAUCAUCGCCUCUUUUGCAUGGAGGCACUCGGGUCGUUGAAGUCAUGAUGUACACACCGCAGCGGAGGCUACAGUCGAAAUCGGUGCUGUGUACAUUCUUUAUGAGUCACAAGUAGCAAUUUCCAGGUUUAGUGGUGGAUUGCCUUCUUGCUAACAAGGCUGGAGGAUGUCUAUCUCAUCUGGCGGAUGUGUCCUAGUGCAUUAGCCGACAUCGUAGUCUAUAUCCUCUGAAAGGACAAAAAGGACAGACAGGCACAGAGGGUAGAGAAGACUCUACGAUAUCCUAGGAAAGACAUCCAAAUGACUGGAUUAGAAGCAAGCAACGAAGCGUCGCGGGCAAGUUUCAUUGUUCACCCGAGAAUAUUCUCUUAUUG